AUUUCUUGAACGCUUUUCCAACAGUUCCGUUGAUGAGUAUGAAAUCGUGCGAUCGAAUAAAAUAACACGGGUGUUACCGUGCAAUCGUAACGCUAUACAGGUCGUGAGAAUGGUCAAAAUCGCGAAGAAAGUUGGACCCGUCGUCGAACCCCCUCAGUCAAGUGCGGAAGAAUCAGAUGACGGAUCUUCGAGUGAUUUUGAGGAACCUUUUCCAGCAGCGGUGGAUGAUGAUGAAGGUGGCGGUGGUUUCCAGUCUAAAGGCUUGGUUCUAACUCGACCAGAAAACUUGAAUCUCGAUGGCUACGCAUCCGAAGGAGAGCUCGACACGCGGCGUCUCAUCGCCGAACAGAACCGCAAGAAGAAGAAAUCCGGUGGUUUCCAGUCAAUGGGAUUGGGCCACUCGGUCUUCAAGGGCAUUAUCCGCCGGGGCUACAAGGUCCCUACGCCGAUCCAACGAAAGGCCAUUCCGGUGAUAAUGGAAGGCCGUGACGUGGUGGCCAUGGCGCGAACUGGUAGUGGCAAAACUGCCGCGUUUCUCAUUCCCAUGCUCGAGAAGCUUCAAACCCGUCAAGUGUCCGGUGGUGCCCGGGCCCUAAUCCUCUCGCCAACCCGUGAACUUGCUUUACAAACCCUCAAGUUCACGAAGGAAAUCGGUCGGUACACUGGUCUGAAAGCCGCGGUCGUUCUCGGCGGAGACGACAUGGAUUCCCAGUUCGCAGCGCUUCACGAAAACCCAGACGUCAUCCUCGCGACUCCGGGUCGUCUCAUGCACGUCUGUGUCGAGAUGGGCCUCAAACUUAGUUCAGUGCGUUAUGUAGUCUUCGAUGAAGCAGACAGACUCUUCGAAAUGGGCUUCCAAGAGCAACUCCACGACAUUCUCAGGAGACUCACCUGCGAAGACCGGCAAACUCUGCUCUUCUCCGCCACACUCCCCAAACUUCUCGUCGAUUUCGCCAAGGCCGGUUUAUCCGAUCCGUAUCUCAUUCGUCUCGAUGUCGAGUCCAAGCUCUCAGACAUGCUUCAAACAGAGUUCUUCGAAGUUCGCAACGAAGACAAGAUCGCUUUGUUGCUGUACACCUUGAAAAACCUCAUAGACCCGUCUGAACUCACUGUCGUGUUCGUAGCGACCAAGCACCACGUAGAAUUCCUCAGUGAACUCCUCACAGCGUCUGGAAUCACCAACACGUUCCUCUAUUCAUCCCUCGACGCCACAGCUCGCAAAAUCAACGCUGCCAAGUUCUCUUCGCGAAAAAUCCCUCUUCUCAUCGUCACGGACGUCGCCGCUCGUGGUAUCGACAUCCCGUUGCUCGACAACGUCAUCAAUUUCCAUUUCCCUGCCAAAGGGAAACUGUUUGUGCAUCGCGUCGGUCGUGUAGCGCGUGCUGGUCGUUCCGGAAAGGCCUAUUCUUUCGUGUGUUGUGACGAAAUUCCGUAUCUCUUGGACUUGCAUCUAUUUUUGGGGAAACCCGUUGAGAAUUUUGGUUCUGCGACGCAAACGGUUCUGGAAUCUGAAAAGGACAUUAUUCGGAGAUCCGUCAUGGAAAGUAGGGAGCUUCAGAAGUUAGAAACCGCAGCGACGAACGGUAUGAGCAAGUAUCUCAAGUCUAGAACGAAACCAUCUGCGGAAUCGUUGCGAAGAGCGAAAUUGUUGCGUCGAACGUCGAUGGCUGGUGAGGGAACGUUUGUGUCGAAACCGCACGCGUCGCUGUCGACUGUCGAUCACGACGAAGGUGAGAAGCUGAGAAUGGAUUUGUUGUUGCAAGUGAAGGCGUAUCGACCGAAAGCGACUGUCUUUGAGAUUGCCGCGUCGAAAAAGCCGUCUCCUUGGGCGUCGACGUUGACGACGAUAACGAAGCCCGUGGAGAUGAUGAAGGAGAAACGGAAUCGCGACGCCCGGUCUAUUGCCAAGUACCAGGACAAGUACUCUGCUCUACGUGACGACGUGAAUGUCGUGGAUGCGACCAGAAAUGGUGCUGUCGAGUCCGUGGAUGACGAUACGUUGGAGCGAACGUUUAGUGAUGUGUUCAUCGCGAAGAAGUCGACGGAGUUUGUGGAUCCCUUUCCGAAAAGGAAGAAGAAGAACGCGUUGGUGGACGAGGAUCAUUUUGUGCCUUUCGUCGCCGCGGAUGCGGAUACUGAGAGAGGAUUGAGUGUGAAUGCGGGGUCGGUGUUUGAAAAAGAGGCCCUUGGGGCCAUGUUGGACAUUACUGCUGAUGAUGACGGGGGUUUGCGGGCCCAGCAGACAGGGAAAAAGUGGGACAGGAAGCGAAAGCGGUUCGUCGGGGACAAGGGACGCGAGGGCAAGGACAAGAGGAUCAAGACGGAAGACGGUCGGUGGAUCAAAGCCAGCUACAAAUCCGGAAGGUACGAGGACUGGAAGAAGAAGAACCGGAUGCACGAAGAAGCCGCUAGACGUCAGCAAGGCGACGAAGCCGACGAAGACGACGACGAUGAUCCCAAGAAAGUUUCCAAGGGGAAAAAACAGCAGCAGCAGCAAAAGAGCAUGAAGAAGAAGGGCCCUGAGCCGAGCAGAGGUUUACAAGUGCUCGGGACCAGAGGAAAGUUCCACAGCAGAGGCGCCAAAUUCCCGACUGCGACGAAAGGGGGACGAGGAGAGUUGCAAAGUGUUGAUCAGAUUGUGAAGAAGCGGAAGAUCAAGCGGAAACGAGAGAUUAAAAUGCAACGGAAACAGGCGAAGGGGAGGAGACUCGGCGGCGGUGUGGGGGGCGGUCGUGGCGGCGGUGGCCGUGGUGGUGGUGGUGGUCGCCCCAUGCAUUUGACAAUUAUCCGCAAGACUUCUGAGAAACAGCUCCAAUACCCGGAAGAACUGACGCCAGGCAGUGCGGAGGUGAUAGAAAAGGCAAUUGCGGACAAGUAUGCGAGAGUGUCGCCGCUGAAGGACGAUCCAGCGUGGGAAAGGCGGUCGUGGACGCCGGAGUCGAAGCGCAGUGGCGUGAUUGCCAAGAAAAUCGGCAUUCUUCCGGCCUGGAGAGACAGUGGGGAGAAGUUUCUGGUGACGCUUUUGCAAGUGUCUGAUAAUCACGUGAUUCGGUACAUCGAGCCGGAAGAGUGGAUCAAGACAGUGAAGGGAGCCCAGUGGUACAAGGCCUUCAAGGGUCCCCCGAAAAUGGGUGUUUUGGUGGUGGGAUCAGACAGUGCGGACCCGAGAACGUUUACGAAGGAAUACUGUGGCCUAUUUGAAGAGUCUGGAGUGAUGCCGAAGCGGAAGAUGACUAGGUUCUUCGUAACCCCUGAUGCGAAAAUCCGUCCUGGGACUCCCUUGUUUGCUGAUCAUUUUCGUGUCGGUGAAUACGUGGAUAUUUACGGGAAAACGAUCGAACGAGGAUUUCAAGGAGUAAUGAAGCGAUGGGGUUUCCACGGCAUGCCGAAGACCCACGGGCAAACGAAAACCCACAGAAGACCCGGAAAUAUCGGCGGUGGCGGAGAGAAGGCCCGGGUUUGGCCUGGCAAGAAGUUGCCCGGGCACAUGGGUUCGGAAAGACGUACCCUUAAAGGUCUCAAAAUUUGGAGGAUAAACUCUGAACAUAACGUGAUCUACGUUGAAGGCUGUGCUGUUCCCGGGCCAACAAAUGGUUACGUGCUCAUCCACGAUUCCAUUCUAAACCAUAGGAGACUGGGAUCAGAAACAAACAAGGACAAAUCAGCGCUGGAAACCCCUCCACCUUUCCCCACAUUCUACCCAGACGACCAAGAAGAAAAGGGAAAAGAAAGUUUUGCCAAUGGCCUACACUCGUUUUCGGAGCCAACAAUCAAUUUUGCGCAAAAUUGAUUCCUCAAUUUCUAGUGCUAUUUUCUCGUCGCCGGCGAUGGGAAGAAAAAUAUUGUUGUGUUCUUACACGGAUUAAAUCCUUAUUCGUGGUUUU
Molecule: messenger RNA, 3884 nt
Organism: Notodromas monacha
Lineage: Eukaryota; Metazoa; Arthropoda; Ostracoda; Podocopida; Cyprididae
Source: the annotation of a GenBank genome assembly